AUGCAUUAUUUCUUGAUAUCUAUCAAGUCACGUCAUUCGUUCUUUUUUUCUUUUCUCCUUUCUUUCUUUUUUCUUUUCCUCCUUUAUUUAUUUAUUUAUUUAUUUAUUACUGUCGUUCAUUCUUUUUCGAAGAGCGAGCAUUAUCUUUUCUCUCCAUAUCUAUCUAUCUACCUAUCUAUCUAUCUAUCUAUCUAUCUAUCUAUCUAUCUAUCUAUCUAUCUAUCUCAAUCUGUUCAUAUCUAUCUAUCUAUCUAUCUAUCUAUCUAUCUAUCUAUCUAUCUAUCUGUGUUCAUAUCUAAGUCUGUUCACAUUUAUCUAUCUCUGUUCAUAUCCCACUCUUUCUCUCUCUAUCUCAAUUUCGUCAUAUCAUCUAUCUAUCUAUCUAUAUAUAUAUAUAUAUAUAUAUAUAUAUAUAUAUAUAUAUAUAUAUCAAUUUCUUCAUAUCUAUCUAUCUACGUAUAUAUCUAUCUAUCUAAAUUUCUUCAUAUCUAUCUAUAUAUCUAUCUAUCUAUCUAUCUAUCUAUAUAUAUAUAUAUAUAUAUAUAUAUAUAUAUAUAUAUAUAUAUAUAUAUUUCUUCAUCAUAUCUAUCUAUCUACGUAUAUAUCUAUCUAUCUAAAUUUCUUCAUAUCUAUCUAUAUAUCUAUCUAUCUAUCUAUCUAUCUAUCUAUCUAUCUAUCUAUCAAUCUAUCUAUCUAAUUGUGUUCAUAUCUAAGUCUGUUCACAUCUAUCUCUCUAUCUAUCUAUCUAUCUCAAUUUAUGCAUAUCUAUCUAUCUAUCUAUCUAUCUAUCUAUCUAAUUUCUUCAUAUCUAUCUAUCUCAAUUUCUUCAUAUCUAUCUAUCUAUCUAUCUAUCUCAAUUUAUGCAUAUCUAUCUAUCUAUCUCAAUUUCUUCAUAUCUAUCUAUCUAUCUAUCUAUCUAUCUAUCUAUCUAUCUAUCUAUCUAAUUUCUUCAUAUCUAUCUCAAUUUCUUCAUGUCUAUCUAUCUAUCUAAUUUCUUCAUAUCUAUCUAUCUAUCUCAAUGUCUUCAUAUCUAUCUAUCUAUCUAUCUCAAUUUCUUCAUAUCUAUCUAUAUCAAUCUUCUGUUCAUAUCUAUCUAUCUAUCUAUCUAUCUCAAUGUCUUCAUAUCUAUCUAUCUAUCUAUCAAUCUAUCUAUCUAAUUUCUUCAUAUCUAUCUAUCUAUCUAUCUAUCUCAAUGUCUUCAUAUCUAUCUAUCUAUCUCAAUUUCUUCAUAUCUAUCUAUCUCAAUCUGUUCAGAUCUAUCUAUCUCAAUUUCUUCAUAUCUAUCUAUGUAAUUCUUCUGUUCAUAUCUAUCCCAGUCUGUACAUCUCUCUCUCUCUCUCUCUCUCUCUCUCUCUCUCUCUCUAUCUAUCUAUCUAUCUAUCUAUCUGUCUGUCUAUCUAUCUAUCUUCAUUUAUUCAUUCCCUCUUUCUUUACACCCCUAUCAUCACGUUGGUCAGUCUUUAUUUAUUUCCUUCUUUUCCCAUGCCUUUAUUUCUUUCUUUCUUAAACAGCUAA
Molecule: messenger RNA, 1515 nt
Organism: Acanthosepion pharaonis
Lineage: Eukaryota; Metazoa; Mollusca; Cephalopoda; Sepiida; Sepiidae
Source: the annotation of a GenBank genome assembly